Messenger RNA from Osmia lignaria (orchard mason bee), 2637 nucleotides. The record is from RefSeq and is a predicted model, not a curated record. Lineage: Eukaryota; Metazoa; Arthropoda; Insecta; Hymenoptera; Megachilidae.
UCUUUUCGCAGUUAUGGACUCUGGUGAACUGCGGUAUAUACAUAUAUAUGUUCUACAUUCAUUAUUCAUACAUGCAUGCUUAUCUGUAAACAGGAAUAUAAAACGUAAAUGUUGUCAUAACAACAAAAUAUUUCAAUAAAACCUAAAGACUUUUGAGAGAUCCUACACACGGACCGCAUUCGAUUUCCAUAACACGCUAGCGAACAGACGCAAUUCAAAAGCAUCCCUGAUUUUAGAAGCAGAACACAGUAAAAAAAAGCGGCAAUUCUAUUUUUUGUUUCUAAUAAGCUAUUGGCAUCAUGGCAAGCGAACGAUUAGAUUUUGUGAUAUUUGGAGCAACUGGAUUUACUGGAAAAUAUGCUGUCAAAGUGGCAGCACAAUUGGCUAAAGAAAAACAGUUGAAAUUUGGAGUUUCUGGACGUCGAAAGGAAGCUUUGGAAGCAAUUGUUAAAGAGUUUGCUUCUGAUAUUGAAAAUGUACCCAUAAUAAUUGCUGAUUUACAACAUGAAGAGUCAUUGAAGAAAAUGACAGAGCAAGCUAAAGUGCUUGUUAAUUGUUGUGGUCCAUAUAGAUUUUAUGGAGAACCAGUUAUUAAAGCGUGUAUUGCAACGCGUACUCAUCAAGUUGAUGUUAGUGGUGAACCACAGUACAUAGAGAGUAUGCGUUUGAAAUAUCAUAAGGAAGCUGAAGAAGCUGGUAUAUACAUCAUAAGUUCUUGUGGAUUUGAAAGUAUACCUUGUGAUCUUGGUAUCAUUUUUACGCAACAAAAGUUUAAAGGCGAAGUUAAUUCUAUUGAAGUCUAUCUAAAGACGUGGACGGCUACAAAGGUUACGGGUGCCAUUCUACAUUAUGGAACUUACGAAUCGUUGGUUUACGGUGUAGCCAAUUAUAACGAGUUACGUAACUUACGUAGUAAACUUUAUCCUGAAAAGUUACCGACGUUUUUGCCAAAGCUUAAAACAAGAUGUUUCAUACAUAGAUCGUCUGUUUCAAAGGGUUGGUCUAUGAUAUUUCCCGGCUCUGAUCGUUCUGUAGCUUCAUACACUCAACGAUUUUUAUAUGAAAAAUAUAAACAAAGGCCCGCGCAAAUUCAAACAUAUGUUACAUUUAAAUCUUUCUUUGAAGUGCUGGCAGUUCUCUUCUUAGGUCUAGUUUUUCUACUGCUAUCUAAAUUUGUAUUUGGUCGUAAUUUAUUGUUGAAGUAUCCUGGAUUCUUUUCUUGUGGAUAUGUAAGCCGUGAUGGAGGUAAACCAGAGGUACUGGAGAGUGUUCAUUUUUGUCUUACAUUUAAAGCAGAAGGUUGGACUGAAAAAUUAGCCGAACCUACAGACGUACAUAAAAAAGCACCAAAUCAAACAUUAAUUACACAAGUCAAGGGUAAAGAUCCUGGAUAUGGUGCUACAUGUGUUAUGUUAUUGCUUUCUACUAUAACAAUUCUCAAGGAGUCUGAUCAAAUGCCUAAAAAUGGUGGUGUUUUGUCUCCUGGUGCUGCAUUUAGUAAGACAUCAUUGAUCGAAGAAUUAAAUAAGAAGGAUGUAAGAUUCGAAGUUGUUUCUUGCAGUGAAUAUUCAUAAAAUCUUAAGAAUGGUAUUUUGUCUCCUGAUGCUGCAUUUGGUAAGACAUCAUUGAUUAAAAAAUUAAUUAAGAAGGACCUAAGAUUCGAAGUUGUUUCUUGAAACGAGUACUCAAAAAGUCUUUGAUAUAUUCUUACUUAUAAUACUGUUCUCCUAAACUAAUAUAGAACUGUGAGAAUAUGGUGUUUUGCAUUCAUUACUUUGUAAGUACAGUUUAAAUUGAUACUGAUGUUUUCAAUUUUGUAUGUAAUAUUGACUCCAAAGAUAAAUAUUUUUUAUAGAAAUAUUUUUAUCCGUAUAGAUGCAUUUAAAAAAGUUACGAAAGGUUCAUAUUUUUUUAAGUAAUGUCAGAAACUGAUAAAUAGGAAUAAUGGACUUAAUUUUAUAUGUUGUUUCAACAUAACUACCGAUUCAAUUUUGAUUGAAUAUAUAAGUAAAUGAGGUAUAUUAUUGAGUACCAAACGCCAAAGCAAAAGAAAGUUAUUUAUGAAAUUAAUUUAUACAGAGUGCUUCUGAAAAUUAGGUAUGAAUGGGUUCAUGAUGGUUCUUCAUAAAAAGAUAGCAAAAUAUAGAAUAAUAUUUUUUCGUUUGAGACUUAGUUUUCAAAAAUAUUGAGUGUAAAAAUCCGUUCCGUAGCAGAAAAAUUGCCGUUGCAGGUAUCUAAAGCCUUGAUCAUAUCAAGGUAUUUCUUAUUUGUAUAUCUCGUCGUAGUAAUUAUUCGAGAAAAACUGACAGUUCAUAUAAAUGAAACAUUAGUGGAAGUCGCGUAGGCAUUGUAUACAACCACAUUGUAGACACUCGAUUUUCUCGAAAAGUAAUCCUCAAUCAAACAAAUAUUAUUCCACAUUUUUUUCUUACACUUUGUGGAAUCACCACGUCCUCCCUUGUACAUAAUUUCCAGAGGCGCACCCUAUUCAUUUCAUUGUGAGUGUAUUUUCUGUUCCAUUUUAAUUUUCUUUCUUAUAGUUAUAAGAAUUCGCUACUUUGCACAAAUAACUCUUUUUCUAACAAUAAUGAGAUAAAAUGCUAAGUUAACAUGUUAUGGCAGAAGGUGAAAAAAAAA